AUGGAUGAUCCUGAGAAAAAGGACGAUGCCCUCCGCAGGGAUAGCGAUAUUGUCGCGGUCUCCGAUGGCUAUACCGCUGAAGAGGAAAAGGCAGUGUUGCGCAAAAUCGAUAUGGUGAUCCUGCCUUUCAUGUGCUUCGUAUUCUUCCUACAGUAUCUCGACAAGCAGAGCCUGAGCUAUGCGGCAGUCUUUGGCCUGAUUGAUGAUCUGAAUUUAACCAAUUCACAAUAUUCAUGGUCUAGUUCAAUCUUCUAUGUGGGCCAGCUUGUCUCCGAGUAUCCCUUCAUAUAUCUAAUGAGCCGACUCCCACUUACCAAAUUUGUUGGCGCAACCGUCAUUAUAUGGGGUGGCAUCUGCAUGUGUCUGGCUGCACCGAAUAAUUUCGCUGGCUUUGCCACAGUCCGCUUUCUUCUUGGAUUCAGUGAGGGUGCCGUGUCCCCUGCUUUCGUUACGAUCACCGGUAUCUGGUACCGAAAAAAGGAGCACACAGUUCGAACUGCUCUUUGGAUCACCAUGAAUGGACUGGCACAGGUCGUCGGAUGCCUAGUUAUGUAUGGCAUCGGAAAGAAUAAUUCCUUAACAAUCGCACCUUGGCGAGUGCUCUUCCUCAUUUGUGGUGCUCUUACAGUCGUCGCUGGUAUUGGCUUUUUCUUGCUGAUGCCCAGUGGACCCAAGGAUGCCUGGUUCCUCAAUGCACGUGAAAAGAAAGUCCUGUCUCUGCGUAUGGCUGAAGAUCGCGAGGGUGGAGACAAAACCUCAUUCUCAAUCCCCCCAGCUCAAAGAGGCGAUGCUGGACCCCAAGGCUUGGGUAGUCUUCUGGUUUGGCGUCCUGUGGCUGCUGGGUGGGGUCUCAUCGUGGCUGCUUGGAUGUUAUGGACUCAAAAGCCACGCUACACCGAGGGCGUCAUCACUUCCAUUGUGACAUGGUGCCUUCUCUUCAUAACAGUUAUUCUAUAUCGCUUCCUAUGUGCAUCCGAUAACACAAAACGUGAUUCGGAGAUGAGCUUGAAUGCUGAAGCAGCUGGUCUUGAAUUCCAACUCGACGGGAACGGGCUACCAAGGGAUGAUUUAACCGAUAAGGAGGACAGGGAAUUUCGUUAUGCAUUGUAA
Molecule: messenger RNA, 1110 nt
Organism: Penicillium waksmanii
Lineage: Eukaryota; Fungi; Ascomycota; Eurotiomycetes; Eurotiales; Aspergillaceae
Product: MFS general substrate transporter
Exons: 5
Coding region: 1-1110 (369 amino acids)
Biological process (GO): transmembrane transport; tripeptide transport; dipeptide transport
Cellular component (GO): plasma membrane
Molecular function (GO): dipeptide transmembrane transporter activity; allantoate transmembrane transporter activity
Source: RefSeq, a predicted model, not a curated record